Paramecium pentaurelia is the source of this 2370-nucleotide messenger RNA. The record is from the annotation of a GenBank genome assembly. Lineage: Eukaryota; Ciliophora; Oligohymenophorea; Peniculida; Parameciidae.
AUGGAUUAACCUUACCUGAAUGAUCUUCCUGUUAGUCAUGUUUAGAUACAUACACCUGUUGGUGAACAACGACUAUUAUUUUAAGAUGCAUUAGGGCACAUAAAAUUAAGACAGAUUAAUGUAUAAACAAGAUUAAAUGAACUUUUGAUUUAAGCAAUAUAGAAAUUAAGAAAGUAUACAAAAAUAAAGAAUCUAUCACUUCUAAGUAAAUAAUAAUUAUAAGCAUUUAAUGAUGUUUCUAGUUGUUAUAUUUAAUAAAUUAAAAAAGGGAAAGACUCUUCUUAAUUUGAGAAAUAGUAUUAUUAAUACAAACAGUAGAAUAUAAGUUUAUAAGUUUUAGUGUCUAAUUUAAUGUCUAUGGUUAAACAUAGAAGUUUUAGAAGUAUAAAAGCAAGUCAUCCAAUGUUAAUUUUUUGGAGUUUCUUAAAAUUUCUGUUAGUAUUACAUUUAUGUUUCAUAUUUCCAUUAUCAGAUUCAUUUAUCUAUCAAUUAGAUGAAUUUAUUGAUAUUUAGAGACCUAUAUUUUUUGUUGAAAUAGCUAUUCUGGCAAUUGAUAUCAUAAUGAGAUUGAAUGUUUAGAUCUAUAAUAAGGGAACAUUGAUAACAUAAACAAGAAAAAUAAUUGUUUAAUAUUUUCGAAAAGAAUUCUUAAUUGAUUUUGGAGGAUUAAUUGGAUUAAUAGUUUUUUUGGUUUCAAAUUUUACUCCUGUUAAAUACUUAUUCAUUCUUAAGUUAAAGGAGUUGUCAAUAUUUAUGGAAGUAUUUAAAUAUGAAAUUGAUCCAAAAGGUAGAUUUAAGAAUCAUCUUAAAUUAUUAAAAUUAUUAAUCACAGUAGUAUUGUUAGCUCAUUGUUUUGCUUGUCUUUGGAUAGGAAUAGGAUAACAUUCAAUGGAAAAGAAUUGGAUAGUCUAAAGAGGAUUAGAAGAUUCACAUUGGAUAGAAAUUUAUUUAACUGGUUUAUAUUUUGCUAUUACAACAAUGACUACAGUAGGUUAUGGUGAUAUAACACCAAUAAAUCCAUAUGAAGUAUUGGUUAGUAUUUGUUUGACUCUAUUUUCAUCAUGUAUAUUUGCAUAUGUGUUUAAUACAAUAACUUCUAUUUUAAAGGAUUUAGAUGCAGAUAAAAGUAAAGUGAAACACGAUUUAGAAAUAUUGAGUCAUUAUAUGAAGAAAAGAAAUAUUGAUUCAGAUUUAUAAAAGAGAGUAGAAAAGUAAAAUAAUGUAUAUUUUAAUUUAGUUAUCUUCGAUUAGUAUAUAAACAUCAACCAUCUACUUAAGAGAAGAAGAUCUUUAAUAAAUUGAGUCCAUAAUUAAAAUAAGAAUUAAAUGAAUAAGAUAAAGGAUUAUUAUUAUUAAAAUAACCAGUAUUAGUGAACAAUUUCUCAUUAAAAUUACUUAGAGAAUUAAUUGAAUGUGUUUAAGAGAUUAAUUUAACUCCUUAAGAGAAAUUAUCUAAUGAUCCAGGAUUGUUUAUUUUAUUGAAAGGAAAUAUUAAUAUAAUAUUUGGAGAAAAUAAAAUACUUAUGGGAAAUUUGAAACCUGGUGAUGGUGUAGGGUUGAAAUCUUUAUUUAAUGAGUAAUAGAAUAAAAAAUUGAUAUUAAUAAGUGAAGGGUUUUCAACAGUUUAUUAUAUUUCUUAAUGUGAUUUCUUUAAAAAAUUAAAGGAUACUGAUUUAGAUUAAUUCUAUUAGAUUAGAGAUAGAAUUAUGUUGUAAAAUUAUGAUAAUUUAUUUUUGAAAUGUUUAUUAUGCAGAAAAUAAGGGCAUGAAAUAUGUGAAGACAUUUAUUUUAAUUUAAAUAAAGAAUUAAUUCUAGCAAAAUAUCAAUAUUCAAUUAAAUAAGAAAGAUAGAAUAAAUAUAAAAGAAAAUAAUAAGAGAAGACUCGUACUUUUCAUCAAUUAGAAAUUAGAAGGAGAGGUGCUAAUUUAUGUUAUUAGAAAACAAUUUAAUCAUUGAGAAUGAAAGAAAAAGAAAGUGAUGAUGAAGAUGAAUAAUAAAUGAAUCAAGAUAUUGAUGUAAGAUAUAUAUAAUAAACAAGAGUCUUAUGAUGAUUUAGAAUAUUCAAGACAUUAUUUGGAUGAAAACAAAGAUUCUAUUUCUGUAUUCUAUGAUAGAUAAACAACACUAAAAUAAUAAUACAAUAGAUCUAAUGUAAAAACUAAAAUUAAAGGAGCUUCUAUAGUUAGAAUACUUUAAAAUUACUCUUCUUAAAAAGUAUGGCAUGAUGAUUUUUUUAUAAUAAAUGAUUUCGAAAAAAUGAAAUUCUAUAGAAUGUAUUGUCCAACUUAUAAUUAUGAUUCAGUCAUUAAGAUCUAUAAUUAAUGGAGAAAAAAGACAUAUAAAACCAUAUAUAAAUCAUAAUUUAAUUGA